Lodderomyces parapsilosis is the source of this 1647-nucleotide messenger RNA. RefSeq names its product pepsin-like aspartic protease. Lineage: Eukaryota; Fungi; Ascomycota; Pichiomycetes; Serinales; Debaryomycetaceae. Gene Ontology annotation, biological process: proteolysis. Bases 1 to 1647 code for a protein of 548 amino acids. The transcript has a single exon. The record is from RefSeq and is a predicted model, not a curated record. Gene Ontology annotation, molecular function: aspartic-type endopeptidase activity.
AUGCUCGUUUUCACAUCCUUCAUCGCAGUGGGUUGCGUAUGGCGGUUGGUGCAAGCAGAUGAUAUUGCGGAGUUGUUACCAUCUCCAGGUAGCUUGAAAUUGACGUUCAAUGUUAGCAGAGAUUCAUUUGGAAAAUCGUCAUCGACACCGCCUAGUCGUGAAGUUAUAAAACAACCUGGCGAGGAAGGCGGGAUGCGCAUGGGAUUGAAAAUUGAAAGAACCCGCUACAUUGCUAAAUUACUCAUUGGAUCUAAUGAAGAGGAGAAUCAGGUACUUGUGGAUACUGGGAGCUCGGAUCUUUGGGUUAUGUCGUCAGAUGUUGAUUGUUUUGCAUCAAUCAAAAAACGAGAAACUGGAAAAGUUUUCGAUAUUGGGCUCGACACUGGCAACGUCUUGAAAGAUGCUGAGGAAGAUAAAGCGAGAGGAAACGAGAAGGACGGAUAUUUUCAAUAUCACUACGCUUUCAACACGAAUGAAGGCGAGUUGAACAAGCGCGAUGGUUCAAAUACUGGAAAUCUCGUAGCUCUUCAAGAAGCAAACGUUUGGAAACGAGAAACAUUACAGUUCACCGGAUCAUCCCCUACUGCUUAUAAUUAUACGAACGGGUGUACAUUAGAUGGCUCAUUCGACACAGAGAAUUCGAAUACAUUCAUGUAUAAUGAAACUGGACCAUUCGAAAUUAAGUACCUGGAUGACUCGUUCGCUAAAGGUACUUGGGGACACGACACGAUUACGAUUGGCAACAUUUCUGUACCAAAUUUGAGCUUUGGGGUAGCUAAUGAGUCAUCGAAUGGAAUUGGGGUCCUAGGGCUUGGGUUAGCGCUUUGGGAACAGUCUAAUGAGCAGUAUGAGAACCUACCUAUGAAAUUGAAAUCAGAGGGCAUUAUCAAUAAAGCUUUGUACUCUUUUUAUUUACAUGGAGCUGAUUCCGGUUGUGUAUUGUUUGGCGCGGUGGACCAUUCCAAGUAUGAAGGAACUUUAGAGACCUUACCAAUGAGAAAGACCUUCGAUGAUGAUGAAUACAUAACCAGGUUUCAAGUGAUGAUCAAUCAAUUAACGAUCAAUAAUGAAAGUCUGUCUCUUGAUAUCUUGGUCGGACCUGAUUAUGUUGUGCUAGAUCCAAGCUCUACGUUUUCUUAUUUUCGCAGGUCACAAAUUCGAGACAUUGUGAUAACACUUGGUGGUCAAUUUUCUAGCUACGUUGGUGCUUAUGUCAUAGAUUGCAAGUACAAGAAUUCAGAAUUGACCUUUGAUAUCACAUUCACAAACAAGACCAUUAGAGUACCAGUAUCUGACUUGGUCGUUGAGUCCACCUUGAAUUCAACAUGCUACUUGGGAGUCUUUGAUGUUUCCGUUGGCUCGUUGUAUGUCUUGUUAGGUGACAAUGUGUUACGGAAUGCUUACGUUGUGUACGACCUAGAAGCUCACGAAAUACAUCUUGGUCAAGUGUAUUUGACUGACGAUGAAGAUGUUGAAAUUGUUGAACAUUACGUACCCACAGGGGGCGGCCAGAAUGUCACUAGCGCAAGUAGUGGUAGUGGAGGCUCAUCUUCAUCGUCAAAGAACAAUGAAGCUACGAUACUAAACUACGCAUCGUGGAUGUAUUCCAUCAGUUGGUUGUUACUCACUACAAUGAUAUCGUUGUGA